This is a messenger RNA of Ictalurus punctatus (channel catfish), 2364 nucleotides long. It is a transcript of the gene plp1b, whose product is annotated as proteolipid protein 1b. The record is from RefSeq and is a predicted model, not a curated record. Gene Ontology annotation, biological process: central nervous system myelination; axon development. Gene Ontology annotation, molecular function: structural constituent of myelin sheath. The transcript has 7 exons. Gene Ontology annotation, cellular component: myelin sheath; plasma membrane. Lineage: Eukaryota; Metazoa; Chordata; Actinopteri; Siluriformes; Ictaluridae. The coding region runs from base 634 to 1410 and encodes 258 amino acids.
ACACAAUCAGUCUUUGUAUCUAUUCCUGAAACAAAAGCCAUUGUUGAUCACACAGUGAGGCUUUCACACACACACACACACACCCCUAAGCUCCGCCCUCAUCUGGAGGGAGGGAUAGAGUGAUGAGAUGGAGGUGUAGAGUCAGUGAUGAGACAGCAGGACAGACCUCACUUCUGAUCAAUGAUUUUUUUGAGUCUAGAACAUCUCGCGUCACGGUGCGACGUCUCUGGAACUUCAGGACCAAGUGAACACAUCUACAACACCUUACAGUGGGUCUGGAGCAGAGCCAAGGCGAGAGUCUAGAACAUUCUGGUGAUGUCUCAGGAGCAUCAACAUCGAGCCUAGAACAUUCUUCUGUGGUUCUGGAGCAUUAGGAACAAGUCUAACGUUCUUCUGAAGGGACUGGAGCUGCAUCUAAAGAGAGCCAGGUCUAGAACGUCCUCUGGGCUGUUCGGAGCACCGUUGCUGAAGAUAAAUCAUUGUUCUGUCUUGGUCUUGUGUGUGUUCUGGAGCUCUGGAGUGUCUGAGCUAAGUUUAGAAGGUUCCGCAGUGCGGCUGGAGAAGAAAAGCAGAAUCUAGAAGGUUCUCUGGUUUAGCUGAAGGGUAGAAGGUUCUCUCUGCUCGUUGGUGAAGAUGUUCCCGAUGAAGCAGCCCUGGCUGUGUAAAGUUUUAGGUUGCUAUGACAGCUGUGUGCGUUGCCUUGGCGCCGUGCCGUACAUCACUCUGAGCGCCACGCUGCUGUGUUACGCCGGAGUCGCGCUCUUCUGUGCCGGAGCACACGAGGCCCUCACACACACACACACACUCGUUCACACACACUUCGCCCGUGCACAGCAAGACUUCGAGGUGCUCGCUGACUUUAUUAAAUAUUUUCAGUAUGUGGUUUACGGCCUAGCGUCGUUCUUCUUCCUGUACGGGAUUUUGUUGCUCGCUGAGGGAUUUUACACCACGAGCGCCGUCAAGCAAACCUUCGGAGAAUUCCGGAGUACCAAGUUCAGCCGCUGCCUCAGCCUCACCUUCCUGAUCGUGACGUGUGUGUUGGCGGUGAUUUGGCUCGUGGUGUUCGCCUUCUCUGUCAUUCCCGUCUACUUCCUGUUCAACAUGGCCGAGACCUGCCACACCGUGCACAUCCUGUCUGAGACCACCACCAGCUUAAACCAACACGCCUGGGUGUGCGUGGACGCGCGGCAGUACGGUCUGCUCCCUUGGAAGGCUACACCAGGUAAAGUGUGUGGCAUGACCAUGGCCAACAUCUGCAAAGAACCUGAGUUCUACAUGACCUAUGACCUUUAUAUCACCGCUCUCACUGGAGCAGGAGCCACGCUGCUCGGCCUGAUCCUCUAUAUCAUAGCUGCCACCUAUAACUACGCUGUUCUGAGGUUUCUCGGUAGUAAGGGGAUCCGUUGCUAGGCGCAGCAUCGGUAGGUGUGCUGUUGCUAGGCACAGCAUUGCCAGGCAACACGUCUCCUCUCUGAUGCGUGCUGCUGCACUUGCUGUUGCGUUGUCACGGCGACCGUGUCCAUGGGGAAUUCACUAAAGAGGACCAUGAAGUGAAAAAUAAACAAAUACACAAGUAAAGUGUGUAAAUGACAGUGAGAUUAACCCGACUCACAUGGAGUGAAGUAUAAACAUUAAACUGUUAACCAAUCAGAACAGGGCAGGGGGGCGGAGCCUCUCUCCCUCAUCAUUUCUUCAUCACAUCUCUCUGCUUCUGUUUAUCAUGCCAUCCUUUCACCCAUCUACCCAUCUGUCUCUCUGUCCCUCUAUUUCUGUCUGCCUCUCGCUCCAUCUCCCUCCAUUGGAUUCUCUCUCUCUCUCUCUCUCUCUCUCUCUCUCUCUCUCUCCUUCCAUCUUUCUAUCCCUCUAUCCAUCUGUUUAUAUCUCCAUCUUUUCAUGUUCUCAUAACCUCUUCAUUUUUCAACAUAUUUAUUUCUUAUUUCUCUCUCUCUCUCUCUCUCUCUCUCUCACACACACACACACACACACACACACACACACACACACACACACACACAGGCCAGUCCCCUUUAACAUGCAUUUAUCAUUUAUUAGUGUUGAUUGUAAAUAAUUAAUUUUAAAGAAUGUGCAAAUUUCUAACACACAGUUCUAACUGACUGUGUGUGUAUGUGUGUGUGUCUGUGUGUGUGUGUCUGUGUGUGUGUCUGUGUGUGUGUGUGUGUGUGCGUGUGUGUGUUCUCCAAUGGUGCUAUGUCAUUGUGUUAAUAAUGAAUAAAUAUGUAACAGUAAUACACAGUGUACAUGUUUAAUUACACCGUGUGGGUUUCUGUUAAUCAGCUACACAACUGUGUGUGUGUUACGCUGUAAACUGUCUCACAUUCCGCAAUAAACACACGUUUAAUCCAA